Messenger RNA from Coffea eugenioides, 1422 nucleotides. RefSeq lists its product as uncharacterized. Bases 1 to 1422 code for a protein of 473 amino acids. NCBI's taxonomy places the organism in Eukaryota, Viridiplantae, Streptophyta, Magnoliopsida, Gentianales, Rubiaceae. The transcript is spliced from 4 exons. The record is from RefSeq and is a predicted model, not a curated record.
AUGCCUAGAUCUUCUCGUACAGGUGAACUGCAAUAUAAUCCUGAGAUAGAGAAGACUGCUCGUGCAUUGAGAAAAGCAACAAGAGAACGAGCAGAGGCAUCCUCCUCAUCUACUGGACAUAAUUCAGUAGUAGAUUUUGUGGAUUCAUUUAGUGAGACGGAAGAGAUAGAUAGCACCAUGGCUAAUGAACGGACAUUGAGAGAAUUGGCUGCACCAGAUUUAAAUCAACAGCCUCUAUGCAUUACUUAUCCUACAUUAGAGGUUGCAUUUGAGUUAAAAUCUGGACUAAUCCAUUUACUUCCUUCUUUUCAUGGCUUACCAGGUGAAGAUCCCCACAAGCAUCUCAAAGAAUUCCAUGUGGUUUGCUCGACAAUGAAACCCCAGGGAGUCACAGAGAAGCAAAUUAAAUUAAGAGCCUUUCCAUUUUUCUUAGCCGAUAAAGCUAAGGAUUGGCUCUAUUAUCUGCCCUCUGGGUCAAUAUCCAUAUGGACAGACAUGAAGAAGCAUUUUCUAGAAAAAUUCUUUCCUGCAUCCCGAGCUGCAAGCAUUAGGAAAGACAUCUGCGGAAUUCGACAAUUCAAUGGAGAGACUCUACAUGAAUAUUGGGAAAGAGAGACUCUACAUGAAUAUUGGGAAAGAUUCAAAAGAAUUAUUGAUGCUGUCAGUGGGGGCUCCUUAGUGAAUAAAACACCCACAGAGGUAAGAAGUUUGAUAUCGAGUAUGGCUGCAAAUGCUCAACAAUUUAGAGACAGGCAGGAUAACACAACUCGUAGAGUCAAUGAGUUAGCUAUAGGACAAAUGCAGCAAUUGAAAACAUGUGGAAUCUGCUAUGGUUCGAGUCAUCCAACAGAUAUGUGCCCCACACUCCAAGAUGAUUCGACUGAGCAGGCUAAUGCAGUUGGAUUUCCAGGACCACCUCAGAGGCGGUAUGAUCCCUAUGCAAACACCUAUAAUCCAGGAUGGAGGGAUCAUCCUAAUUUUAGUUAUGCAGCAAGGCCACCAGGAUUUCCACAACAGCCACAAUAUCAACCUAGACCUCAACUUUCACAGCAACAAUCUGCUCCUAAAUCAGUCAAUAGAUUGGAGUCCCAAUUAUCUGGAAAGCUACCUUCGCAGACAAUUGUCAACCCCAAGCAAAAUGCCAGUGCCAUCACAUUAAGAAGUGGCAAAGAGUUGCCUGAGCCGAGCAAGAGAAUUUCUGAACAAGCAAUCGAGGAAGAGCUCGAAAAAGAGGGGAAUGUGUCUCAACCUAGAGCCUUGGAGCAACCAGAUUUUGGAGAAAAAUCAACACAAGUGGUUACACCUCCGCCUCCUUUUCCCAGUCGAUUUGCAAAAUCUAAGAAAAGGGAGCAAGAGCAAGAAGUUUUUGACAUUUUUCGCAAAGUUGAGGUAAAUAUUCCUCUUCUCGACGCCAUUAAGUAA